Molecule: messenger RNA, 15055 nt
Organism: Belonocnema kinseyi
Lineage: Eukaryota; Metazoa; Arthropoda; Insecta; Hymenoptera; Cynipidae
Gene: Dhc98D
Product: dynein heavy chain 10, axonemal
Exons: 61
Coding region: 134-14977 (4947 amino acids)
Biological process (GO): microtubule-based movement
Cellular component (GO): dynein complex
Molecular function (GO): ATP hydrolysis activity; ATP binding; minus-end-directed microtubule motor activity
Source: RefSeq, a predicted model, not a curated record
CAAAAUGUUAAUUUUUAACUACUUGAGUAUAAUAUAGGUUAAGAUACGAACAAAAUGAUAUAAAAUAUUACCCUUUUUGUAAUAAACUUGUUUAAAAAAAAAAAUAAUUUACAAAAAAAAAAUAAUUGUCAAAAUGAAUGAAUCAGAAUUUGAUUCGGAAAUAUACGGUGAAGAUGAGGAGGGUUUUGAAGGCCAGGAUUCCGAGGAUGAAGUUCAAGUUAAAUCAUCUUCAUCAAUUAAUGAUUACAGGAUAUUGUGGUUACGAGAAAAAGUUUUAAAAUUUCUAGGAUUAAGCGACAUGAAUCAACUUUUCAACGACCUCUUAUCCAAAGAAGAUCGUGAAAUCGAAAAGGAUUUAUUCAAUUUUUUAGUGCCUAGCACGUAUGGAGUAACAGAUUUAGCUAGAAAGCAAGUCUUUUUUUAUAAAACAUAUCGCAGUGAAACAAUACAAGAAGAAGUUUCAGUAUGGGAAGAAAGAAAAGUAGAAAAACAAGAAGAGGAAAGAAAGGAUAAAAAACCGAAAAAGGGGAAAAAGGGCAAAAGAAAAAAAGAUCCGAGUGAUAUGAUAAGCUCAAGAAUCAGUGCAUUUACAGGAUCAUCAUCAGCGAUUGCAGCCAAAUCUUUUCAUUCAGUCCUCGAAGAUAGUGAUGAUGAAUAUGAAACUGAAGAUUUAGACGAAGAAAGAGAAGAAGGAAUUAAAUCUCCAAUUACCCGGUUUCGAAAAAAAUCUCAAACGAAAAGCGACCCUUCUUUGGAAACUGUCAGCUUUAUUCCAGCACCGGGAGAUGAAGAUAAAUAUAUUCUCACUAAGAAAGUGGUCGACAAGGUAGUGGAAGUUCCAGUUUUGCACAUGUUUUGCGGCGAAAUUGACGGCAGAAGAACUGAUUUGGGAGAUAAAAAUCUUAUUUAUUUUAUGCGAACUAGUGAAGAAGGUAUACCACCUUUCGAUUCUUUUGACGAAUGUUGUGCUGAGAUGCCUAGUUACAUCGUCGUUGGGUCACUGAAUGGCAAGUUCUUAUCCACCCUAAAUCGUAUGCUCACUAACGUUUUUAAGCCCUUGGUCGAAAAACAGUUUAGAGGACCUGCUGCUGCCCAAAGGCUCCAUGCUCAAGAAAUGUAUAGCACUCUAUCAGGUCCCCUACAUUCCGAAAAAACUGCAGCAGCAUUGCAAACAGUCGCAGUAUCUCAGGCUUCAGCUUUCGUGAGACCUUCCGAUUACAGAAGAAUUUCAUUGGCAGCAGAUAAACUGGAAAGUAAGAUCACGGAAUGGGAGGAACGAAAGAACAUUGAUAAAAUCUCAGAGGAGGAGGAAAUGCGUACUGAUCAACAGAGCAUACAAUUGUUGAGGAGUAAAAAAAGUAAAGUUUCCCUGAGCGCAAAACAAUCAGAAAGUAGGAAAAUCGAUUCUUCGGCAGAAUCUAAAUCCCAUAAAUCUAGCAGUGCAUUGACUGGAGUUGCGAAGAUCGAAAAGGAAGAAGAAAUCCCAAUCGAGCCGGUUAAAAAGGACAUGCUGGAUUAUCUGAAUAAGUUAUCAGCAACUGUUGAGUGGACUUUGGAACAUAUCGAAGGCGACAAUUUGCUAACAAUACCAAAAAUUCCCGAAUUAAUGGAUUCAGAAAAAACAGAUGAAGCAUUGGCAUCUAAUAAACAAAUUAUAGAACAAUUGGAAGAAACAGUUAUGGUUUGGGGCAAGCAUAUCCAGAAGAUACUAGAUUCUUAUGCAAAAAAAGAGCGCCAGGGAAAUGGUCCAAUGGCUGAAUAUGAUAACUGGAGAGAACAAGAAACUGCAUUAUCAAUUUUGGUCGAGCAACUCAAGACUCCAACGUUCAAAAGAAUAUUAUCUAUUCUUAAUCAGAGUCUUUCAACAAUUGGCUCUGCUUUUGAUUACUUCCAGGUCGAACUUUUGAAAUAUUAUACAGAAGCAAGGGAUAAUAACAAAUUCCUUUUCACUGUCUUAAGGUAUUUUAAGAUUAUGAACGAAAGUGAUUCCUUUGAAGCAAUUGCGGAUGCUAUUCCUUCACUGAUGAAUGGAAUAAGGAUGAUAUGGGUCUUAUCAAAGUACUACUGCACUGAAGAUAAGAUGGUUCCAUUCCUGGAAAAAAUCUCUUGGCAAUUGUCUCAGAAUGUGACUAAAAAUCUGGCAGUGAAAACUCUUUUCAAAAAACCUUUAGAGGAAGUUCUUAAAAAAACUGAAGCUGCACACAAGAUGAUGAGAAAAUGGAAAUCAGCUUACUUAGACACUAGACGAAGUAUUGAAGUUUCAGGAAAAGGAAUGCGUUGGGAAUUCGAUCAGCGACGCCUUUUCAAGGACACACAAUACAUAUCGAAUGUGUGCAAAGAUUUAAAUGUUAUCGCAAGUGUCCUGCAGGAUUUCUACAAUAUUUUUGGAGCUGAAUUGAAGUCUAUCAUCAACGAUCCAGCUCAGAUCGACGCAAUUGUGAAAAGAGUUGGCAGACUCAUCAUUCCUAUUCAGGAAUCUGAUUUUAAUAUUUUUUCUGAGUUCAAUAGAGAGAAUUGGGAGGCAACGAUGAAUUGGUUUAAUACCGAAGUGGUUUCCUUAGAAAAUGAAGCAAAGGUCUUCAUUGAUGAAUGUUUUAUGGUGCUUAUAAGUGCAGAGGAGGCACUGAGCACAUUGCUGAAAUUUAGGAACAUGAAAACCAGAGAUGCUAUCCAGGAUCAGUUGUCUGGGAAAUUUGAUGUUAUUAUGCAACAGUUUAGUAAAGAAAUUGGCAUUGUUGAAGGCUUAUUUAAUCAAGAUAAGAGAAACCCUCCUCUCCUAACAUAUCAUCCACCAGUUGCUGGUGCGAUCUUCUGGGAAAGGCAGUUGUUCCACCGCCUAAAAGAUCCCGUUUUGCUCUUUCAAAAUGUCGAAGAAUUGAAAAAUUCUGACUUGAAAAGUUUCGCAUUUAGUCAAUACAUGGAAUUAGCGAAGCAGAUGAAGAGCUUUGAAGAGGCGAAGUUCAAGGCUUGGAUGGACAAGGCACAAAAUGUAGUUGCAGCAUCCAUGAAAAAUAGUGUACUCAAGAUCAUUUCUGGUGAUCAAGAACAAAGAGGUGACAUGAAAACGCAAAUUUCUAUUAAGAGGAAAAAAUCGAGGGUCAAAGAUCGCAGUAUUCUCACUAAUACUCAUUCAUCAACAACAGAAUCAUUAAGAAGAAGCGAUCGAUUUAUGUCGAAAUUAAGUUUUGGUACAGGUGACUCUGUAGCUGCAAGUUUGAGAAAUAGCAUUGGACCGAAGCAAUCUUUACAACCAGAAGGAAAAUCAGACUCGAAAAUAUUGUCUCUCACAAAGGAGCAUAAAGAAUCGAUAAUAUCUGCUUCUUCUGGGAGAAAGGAUAGAAAAGUGACAUGGCCUGAAAUCAUGCAUGGAGUAAUCCUCGUUGAGCAAAAGUUAAAAUUUAAAAUAAAUUUCAAUACUGCUCUUUUUGAAAUAUGCCGAGAAGCAGAAUUAUUAGAACAGCUUGGUUUUGAAUUGCCUUCCACGAUUAGAGAUGUUGGUAUUCAACGAUUUCGACUUCAUGAAGACAUAGAGGCUACGGAAAAUAUGAUUAAUCAGUAUACUCUGAUUGUUGAUAAACUAGAUGAUGCUGAUGUACAACUUUUGAAAAAGACUCUACAAAACAUUGAAAAAUACAUACAACCUGGAGUCUUACGAUUAAACUGGUAUUCUUUAGGGAUCAAGGAUUACGCUUUAUCAUGUACAAAACUACUGAAAAGUUUAAUUUCAAUCGUCAAUCAAAUAAGUCAAAUAAAAAAAGAUCUCGACAAUCGAAUCAAUUUUGAAGAUUACAAUUUAUGUUCGACACGACAAGAUCCAAGUGAUCCAAAUUAUGAACUGCAGAGUUGUAAGACUCACUUUUUAGAAAUGGAGGCCAAACGAACUGAAAUAGUUUGCUCUAUGCUUGAAACAUACAAAUCUGCUACUCCACUGUUGAUUAAACUGGAAAGUCUUGUUGAAGAAACUUCAACUGGACGAAGCCUAUCAAUGCAGCUCUUUUAUGAAAGAUAUGAAUACAAAAUAUUCACUGCUCUGAUCAAAUGUUACAUCAAAAAUUUGGAAUACUUGAACAAUCAGUUAUCUGGAAAUAAAUCACUCUUCACUGUCGAUGCAGCUUUGCUAGCUUCGGAGGUGAUUUUAAGACCAUCUCCUGGUGAAAUUUUCACAAUAAUUUUACACAAUGUUAAAGAUAUAAUUGACAGGGCGAAAGUUUUUCCGAGAUGGAAAAGAGGAACGUGCCUUGAAUGUAAACCUCUAAUGGAGGCUCAGCUAGAAGACUAUGUAGUAUUUAGUUUUUACGAGGACAUUAUGAACCUUCAGGUCAUUAACGAUUUGAUAAAAAAUAUUCAAGAUACAGCACAAAAGAUAUCAGUAAACUGCUUGAAGUAUCUUCAAAGAUGGAAAAAGUAUAGUAGUGUUUGGUUUUUCGAUAAAAAGAGUAUGUGUGAAAAAUUCAUCGCCACUCGUCCGACGCUUCAAAAGUACGAUGAGAAAUUUUCGUUUUAUGGAACGAUCAUAGACGAAAUUCAAGAAUUGAACGAUUAUUUUGAUAAUGGCAGUGUUCGAGUUAACUUGAAACCACUACUUAAGGAAAUAAUAGAACAUGCCACUGAAUGGAAAACGAUUUUAGGAAAGUAUCUUUUAGAUGAAACACUUGAAUCGAUGCUGGAGUUGAAAACAGUCAUUAAAAAAUUUCGUGAAGAGAUUGAAUUUGUCAUUAGUGGGUUAGAUCGUUUCAAGGUCAUCAUGCAGGCUAUCAGUGAUGUAAAAAAAAUGGCUAUUCAGGCUGAAGUCCAGUACUUGUUGUACCAGGAAACAUUCAGGACACUAAGAAUGCAUGGAAUCAAUUUUUUACAAGAAGAUGAAGACAUGGCCUACAAACUUCAACAGGAUUGGGAAUCGCUUUAUUUAGGUGCCUUAUUCAGAUCUGCCACUUUGGAAACUACAAAAGAUAGAUUUUCCGACAUGAUGGUAGAAGAAAUUGAAAUUUUUGUCAAUGAAAUUUCGAAAUUUGCUGAAGACUUCGAGAAAAAUGGACCAGGAAGUGUUGGUGAUGAUUUGGAUCGGGGAAUGAAAAUGAUGGAAGAAUAUGGAAAACGGAUUGAAGAGUUGGAAGAGAAAAGACUUGAUUUGGUGAACGCCGAGGUUUUAUUUGAUCUAGAACCAACCGAUUAUUCACUUUUCCUGAAAGUGCAAAAAGAUUAUGAGGGAAUGGAAAUGUUGUACAAAUUGUUUAAACAACAGAAGUAUGCUCGAGAUGUUUGGUCAAAGACACUUUGGGCACAUUUAAAUCCACAACAGCUCAUGGAUGGAAUGGAUAACUUUUUGAAAGAAUUUCGAAAACUACCUAGAUCAGUUAGGAUACUCAGUGUAGGUCAGGCAUUAGAUGGAAAAAUGAAAGCUUUCAGAAAUUCGGUGCCACUCUUUCUCCAAUUAAAAAAUGAAGCUAUGCGUGAAAGACAUUGGCAGGAACUGAUGGACAAGACUGGGAAGCAUUUUGAUAUGUCCCCAGACAGGUUUACCUUGGAGAACAUGUUUUCAAUGGAUUUGGGAAAAAAUCAAGAGGUUGCAGAAGCAAUUGUCAACAAUGCUAUUAGAGAACUGGCUAUAGAGAGAGGAGUUAAAGAUAUCGCUAAAGUUUGGACCACCAUGGAGUUCACUGUUGUCAAACAUUUUAAAGGGAGUGAAGAUCGAGGAUUUAUUCUUGGACCAGUUGACGAACUGAAUCAAGUCUUGGAAGACAAUAUGAUGAACCUUCAAAGCAUGUCCGCGUCCCAAUUUAUUGGUCCAUUUUUGGCUACCGCUCAAAAAUGGGAAAAGUCAAUGCAAACGAUUUCCGAAGUCGUAGAAGCCUGGAUAGAGUUACAAUCGAAAUGGAUGUACUUGGAGGGAAUUUUCGUAGGUGGGGAUAUUCGUAUUCAGUUGCCUGAAGAGGCGAAAAAGUUUGAUGAUAUUGACAAGGCUUUUAGAAAAAUCAUGGUCAACACUUCUAAGAGAUUGAAUGUUUUGGAUUGUUGUUCAAUAUCAGGUCGCAAAGAAGAGUUUGAGGGCCUGACUGCUGGAUUAGACAGAUGUCAGAAAUCACUGACCGAAUACUUAAACAGUAAGCGAGCUGUUUUUCCAAGAUUUAAUUUCAUCAGCGACGAGGAGCUUCUUAGUAUUCUAGGUAGCACUGAACCGAGCGUUAUUCAGGAACAUAUUGGAAAAAUGUUUGACAACCUUAGAAGAUUUAGACUCAGCUCGAACCAUCAGGGAAGAACGACAGCUAGUGCUUUGAUAUCAAAUGAGAAUGAAAUAAUGGAAUUCAGAAAUUCUGUACUUGCUGAAGGGAAAAUUGAGGAAUGGAUGGUCUUGGCUCUUGAUGAAAUGAAAAAAACCAACAGAUACUUAACCAAGAAAGCAGUCUACAAUUACGGAAAAGUAAGAAGACCACGAACAGAAUGGAUGUUAGACUUCCAAGGAAUGAUGAUCUUAGCGGCAAAUCAAAUAUGGUGGACUGCAGAAGUUGAGAACGUGUUUAGAAAAAUCAAGUCAGGAAGUAAACGAGCUAUGAAGGAGUAUUUACUACAACUAAACACUCAAUUGAAUGAAGUGGUAACCCUGAUGGGUGGUGAUGAACUUUCAAAUAAUGAUCGUAAAAAACUGGAUACUGUUCUGACAGUUGAUGUCCACAUUCGAGACAUCAUUGAUUCAUUUGUCAGAGAUAGCAUCAUGAAUGCUACGGAAUUUGAGUGGGAAAGCCAGUUAAGGUUUUACUGGGUCCAUGAUCUGGAUAACGUGUGGAUGAAUCAAUGCACUGGAAGUUUCGAGUAUGGGUACGAGUACAUGGGACUUAACGGAAGACUUGUAAUCACUCCCUUAACAGACAGAAUCUACUUAACUAUUACUCAAGCCCUUUCUAUGCAACUAGGAGGUGCACCUGCAGGGCCUGCUGGAACUGGUAAAACAGAGACAGUCAAAGAUCUGGCGAAAGCUUUAGGACUUUUGUGCAUUGUAACAAAUUGUGGUGAAGGGAUGGAUUAUGUCGCCAUUGGGAAAACUUUGGGAGGUUUAGCACAAUGUGGAGCUUGGGGCUGCUUCGAUGAAUUUAAUCGAAUAGAUGUGUCUGUCUUAUCUGUGAUAUCAACCCAACUUCAAACCAUCAGAUCAGCUUUACAGAGUAGAUCGAACAGAGUUAUGUUCGAAAAUCAGGACAUCGUACUGGACUCUAAAGUCGGAAUAUUCAUAACAAUGAAUCCCGGAUAUGCGGGUCGUACAGAGCUUCCAGAAUCAGUAAAGGCCCUGUUCAGACCAGUUGUUUGCAUUGUUCCUGACAUGGAAUUGAUUUGUCAAAUCAAACUCUUCAGUGCCGGUUUUCUAACAGCCAAAGUUCUUGCUAAGAAGAUGACGGUUCUUUACACUUUGGCUUCUGAACAGUUAAGCAAGCAAACGCACUACGAUUUUGGUCUAAGAGCUCUCAAAUCCGUACUCAAUAUGGCAGGACAAUUAAAAAGAACUUCAGGACAUCUACCAGAAAAUGUAGUUUUGAUGAGGGCUUUACGAGACAUGAAUUUACCCAAGUUCAUAUUCGACGACGUUCCUCUUUUUCUUGGACUGAUUAAGGAUUUAUUCCCAGGAUUAGAUUGUCCAAGAGUCAGGUACCCUGAUUUUAAUGAUGCAGUGGAAAAAGCUCUGGAAAAACACGGGUACAUUUCUCUUUCUGACCAGGUGGACAAAGUUGUACAAUUGUACGAAGUUAUGAUGACAAGGCAUUCCACGAUGAUUGUAGGGCCCACUGGUGGAGGGAAAACAGUUGUGAUAGAAACAUUGUGUAGAGCUCAGACCCUUCUGGAUGAACCAACAAAACUUUAUGUUAUGAAUCCUAAGGCAUGUACAGUGAUGGAACUUUAUGGUGUGCUCGAUCCUUUAACACGUGACUGGACUGAUGGUCUCCUAAGCAAGAUCUUUAGGGAAAUUAAUAAAUCCACUGAAUCAGGAAAAAACGAGCAAAGGUACAUUCUCUUCGAUGGUGAUGUAGAUGCUUUAUGGAUCGAAAAUAUGAACUCAGUUAUGGAUGAUAACAAAAUUCUAACUCUAGCCAAUCAAGAGCGAAUCAAAUUACAAGACCACUGUAGUCUACUUUUUGAAGUAGGGGAUCUACAAUAUGCAUCACCAGCAACUGUUUCCAGAGCUGGCAUGGUUUAUGUAGACCCAAAAAAUUUAGGAUACCAGCCGUACAUGGACAAGUGGAUAAAUAGUAGACCCGAAUCUGAAAGAGAUUUUUUUAAAGCUAUGUGUGGAAAAUAUGUGCAUGGUGCUAUAAGCUUAAUAAUAGAUGGAAUGCUAGGGUUACAACAAGUUCGACCACUAAAGAUGAUUAUACCCCAAACAGCACUGAAUAUGGUGACACAGCUUUGUUAUAUGGUUGAUGCCCUUUAUCCUGCACAAUGUGAAUAUGAAUCAACUGGAAAUAAAUUCGAAGACAUUCCUUCGCCCGAGAGUGUUUUCCAAAGAGGAGUAGCUACAAGUCAAACUGAUGUCGGAUGGUCUGAUGAACUUGAAGCUAAAAAUGAGAUUAUGGAAGCUGUUUACAUCCAGGCUUGUUAUUGUUCCUUAGGUGCCACUUUGGAGGUGGAAUCUAGACCAUCAUUUGAUGAAUACAUGAAAAAAGUAUCUGGACUAAUGAUGGUUGAAGAUACAGUCGAGAAACCAGCAACAGCGCGAUACUUACCAAUUGCAUUUCGGUUGCUGUACGACUACCUUCUGGACGUUUCUAAAAAACAAUGGGUACCUUGGACAUGGCUUAUUCCAGCCUAUGUUCAUGAUAGGAAUAAACACUUUAGCGACAUAUUGGUACCUACUAUUGACACUAUGAGAACUACCUGGUUCGUGAAUUUAAUGAACGAGCUUAAGAGACCAGUCGUACUAGUUGGUGAAACUGGCACUUCGAAAACGGCCAUCAUUCUAGACUUCCUAAGGAGCCUAAAUCCAGAAAAAUUCAAUCAACUCCUUAUUAAUUUUUCUUCAAGAACAACAUCUAUGGAUGUACAAAGAAAUAUUGAGUCAGCGGUGGAGAAAAGAACAAAGGAUGUCUACGGACCACCUAUUGGAAAAAAACUGAUGAUCUUCAUCGAUGACAUGAACAUGCCAUUAGUAGACACCUAUGGUACCCAACAGCCAGUAGCUCUUUUGAAGCUACUCUUUGAAAGAGGAGGUUUCUAUGAUCGAGGAAAAGAUCUAAACUGGAUGAAUAUGAAAGACAUAUGCUAUCUAGCGGCGAUGGGAAAAGCAGGUGGAGGAAGGAACAAUGUAGACCCUCGAUUUAUUUCCAUGUUCUCAGUCUAUAACGUCACUUUUCCAUCUGAUCACACUCUCAGUUAUAUUUAUAGCAGCAUCCUUCAUGGUCAUUUGGAAAUCUUUUCAGAGGAAGUUCAACUUACAGCAGAACCAAUCAUUCAGAUCACGUUAGAUCUCUACAAGCUCGUUAUCAUUCAGUUACCUCCAACACCUUCUAAAUUUCACUACAUAUUCAACAUGCGAGAUUUAUCAAGAAUCAUAGCAGGACUUCUCCAGAGUGAUCCGGAGUAUUUUCCUGGUGUUCAACAACUUGUUCGGCUAUGGAGAAAUGAAUUUAUGAGAGUUAUGUGUGACCGUCUGAACAACGAUGCUGAUCACAAAUUAGUACAAACUCAUUUGGAGGAAAAAGUAAAAUCUUUUUGGGAGGGCAAGCCUGAUCUCAUAGAAUAUGUAAUGCGAGAUCCUUUACUUUAUGGAGAUUUCAGGAAUGCUUGCAAUGAAGAAGAACCUAGGUUUUAUGAAGAUCUACUUGACUAUGAAGCAGUUUAUACUCUUUUCAUGGAAAUUCUUGAGGAAUACAAUGAAAGGGGAUCAAAGUUGAACAUGGUUCUUUUUAACGAUGCCUUAGAACAUUUAAUCAGGGUACAUCGAGCCCUCAGAAUGCACCGUGGUCACGUUUUAGUUGUGGGUAUUGGUGGAAGCGGAAAGCAAAGUGUCAUAAGGUUGGCAGCCUUUGCUGCUAGUUGUGAGAUAUUCGAAAUAAACUUGAGUCGAGGAUACAACGAAAAUUCUUUUCGUGAAGACAUGAAAGCGCUCUACAACUUGGUUGGUGUUGAAAAUAAGAAGAUUGUAUUUCUCUUUACAGCAUCUCAUAUUGUUGAUGAGAGCUUUUUGGAAAUUAUCAACAACAUGUUGAUGAUAGGAGUGGUACCAGCUCUAUUUACUGACGCAGAAAAGGAUUCUGUAAUUUGUGCUUGCAGAAAUGCGGCUAAAAAAGCUGGCUAUGGUGUCACAAAAGAAAACGUAUGGAGCUAUUUUGUGAAAACUAGCAUAUCCAAUUUACGAAUUGCUCUAUCGAUGAGCCCGGCUGGCGACGUUUUAAGAUCUGGAUGUCGAAGUUAUCCUGGUCUUGUGAAUAGUACAACAAUAGAUUGGAUGUUUGCUUGGCCUGAGCAGGCAUUAUUUGCUGUAGCUAAUGUGAUUUUAAUAGAUAAUCCGAAUAUCCCAGAAACAUACAGACAAUCAAUAGUCCAACACAUAGUACAUGUGCAUAUGUCUGUGGGUAAAUACACGGCAGAUUUUCUCACAAAACUUAGAAGAAGGAACUAUGUGACUCCCAAACACUAUCUUGAUUUUAUCAACCUGUACUUGAAUCUCCUGGUGGAGAAGAAGGAAUUCAUUAGAGCUCAAUGUGAACGACUUUCUGGAGGACUCACCAAAAUCGCUGAAGCUUCGGACACGCUAGCACAGCUGAACGCGAUAUUGGCUGUGCAAAGAGUGAAGGUUGCUGAGCAAACAAAUAAUUGUGAACAUUUAUUGAAAUCUAUUGGAGAAAGCACUGACAUUGCAAAGGAAAAACAGACGAUCAGUAUGGAAAAGCGUCAAGAGAUUGAAGAGCAGAAUAAAAUUAUAUCUAAGGAAUCUUCUGAAGCUAAAGCAGUAUUGGCUGAAGCAGAGCCAGCUCUUGUUGCAGCAAGAUUAGCACUUGCAGAUCUGGAAAAAGCUGAUAUAACGGAAAUAAGAUCAUUCGCGACUCCACCAGAACCGGUUCAGGUGGUGUGUGAGGCUAUAUCCAUAAUUCGAGGUGUCAAAGAAAUUUCUUGGAAGAUUGCAAAAGGGAUGAUGAGUGAUCCGAGUUACUUGAGGACCCUGCAAGAAAUGAAUUGCGAUUUGAUUACACUUAAGCAACAACAGAUGGCUAAAGCGCACUUGAAAAGAUCCAAUAAAAUGGAACAGAUGAAGGUCAUCAGCAAAGCUGGUUAUGGACUCUACAAAUUCUUAUUGGCUGUUCUUGACUACUGUGCUGUUUUCAGAGAAGUGAAGCCUAAAAUAGAGAAAGUUCAAAUGUUGGAAGCCGAAUCCGAAAGAGCCAAAAACGCUUUAGAGAAGGAAGAACGAGAAUUAAGAAGAAUAGAAAAGCAGUUAUCUGAGUUAAAUGCAAAAUAUGAGAUCGCUAUAGCUGAAAGGCAAAAACUGCAAGACGAGACUGAUCUUCUUCAAAGGCGUUUAAUUGCUGCUGACAAACUGAUAAAUGGUCUUUCUUCGGAGAACGAACGCUGGCAGAAAGACUUAGAGAAUCUUCGAGAAGAAAUGGAGAAGAUUAUUGGCAACUGUCUCCUUUCUGCUGGCUUCUUAUCUUACAAUGGACCUUUCUCUUAUGAGUUCAGGAACGAAAUGGUGUACAAUAAUUGGCAAAAUAGCAUCGUAGAAAAAGAAAUACCUUUGACUCAGCCUUAUAGACUGGAAACACAGCUGAGUAGUGACGUCGAAAUCAGUGGGUGGAAUUCAGAAGGCCUACCACCGGAUGAACUAUCUAUUCAGAAUGGUAUUCUUACAACAAGAGCAUCAAGAUUUCCACUCUGCAUAGAUCCACAACAGCAGGCGCUUAAUUGGAUCAAGAAAAGAGAACAGAAAAAUAAUCUGAAGAUUAUCACUUUCAAUGAUUCUGAUUUUAUCAAGCAAGUGGAAAUGGGAGUGACUUACGGUUUUCCAAUCCUGUUUCAGGAUGUUGACUACAUCGAUCCAGUAUUAGACAACGUUUUGAUGAAGAACAUACAAAAUGUUGCAGGUAGAGUAUUCAUAGUGCUUGGUGAUAAGGAAGUGGAUUAUGAUCCAAGAUUUCGAUUGUACUUGACCACAAAAUUGUCCAAUCCAAACUUCAAUCCUGCUGUCUUUGCUAAAGCAACUGUUGUCAAUUAUAUGGUGACUCACUUCGGUCUUGAAGAUCAGCUGCUAUCAGUAGUUGUCCGAACUGAACGCCCAGACAUAGAAGAACAAAGAGAAAGUUUAGUAUCAGAGACCAGCGAUAAUAAACGUCUUCUGAAAACACUUGAAGAUAGUCUCCUGAGAGAAAUUGCCACAAAUAAGGGAAACAUGUUAGACAAUAUUGAACUAAUAGAGACACUCGAAAACACAAAAUCGAGUGCCACCGAGGUCAUGGCGAAACUUCAUCUGGCUGAGCUUACAGCUGUAGAUAUCAAUAAAUUAAGAGAUGGAUAUCGUCUAGCAGCAAAGAGAGGAGCAAUAUUAUUUUUUGCCCUCGCUGACAUGGCCACAGUCAAUUCCAUGUAUCAGUAUUCCUUAAUCAGCUAUCUUGAAAUUUUUAUUUAUUCCCUGAAGAAAGCCUUACCGGAUUCAACUUUGAUUAAAAGAUUAAAGAACAUCAUAAACAUGCUCACAACGAAUGUCUAUGAUUAUGGAUGCACAGGGAUUUUCGAGAAGCAUAAGCUACUCUUCUCCUUUCAAAUCUGCACAAGAAUCGAUCAGGAUGUCAGUUUCAUCAAUCAGCCUGAACUAGAGUUUUUCAUUAAAGGUAAUGUUGCUCUGGAAAAGACUCAGAGGAUCAAUCCAGCAAAGUGGCUUCCACCUAGUGGAUGGGAAGAUGUCCUCAAAUUAUCAAAUGAUUUUCCUCUUAAAUUCUCAGAGCUGCCUAUUCAAUUACAUGAUCAAGGUGUCGAGUGGAAAAAGUGGUAUGACUCGGACACUCCGGAAUCCGAUGAAUUUCCCUGUGAUUAUUCUAAUAAGCUAUCAAGCUUUGAAAAGCUUCUGCUAAUUCGAUGCUUUCGUGUAGAUCGAGUCUACCGAGCAGUUGUGAAAUACAUUUGUGAAAGAAUGGGUGAAGAAUAUAUAACUCCACCGAAUGUCAGUUUAGAUAUGAUUUUUGAUCAAAGCACAUCAACCAUGCCAGUUGUUUUUAUUCUGAGUCCUGGUUCAGAUCCAACAUCUGAACUGAUGAAACUUGCCGAAAGGUAUGGCUGUGGUGCUGGAAAGUUUAGAUACUUAUCUCUGGGUCAAGGUCAGGAAAAGACUGCAAUCGAAUUGCUGGAAACCGCUAUAGCAAGGGGUCAAUGGUUGAUGUUACAAAACUGUCACCUUCUGCUAGUCUUCACAAGAAAAUUAGAAAAGAUACUGGAAGCAAUUGGGAAACCCCAUCCUGACUUUCGCCUGUGGCUAACAACUGAGCAAACACCAGAUUUUCCCAUCGGCAUCUUACAGCAAUCCUUAAAAGUUGUGACCGAACCUCCUAAUGGCCUAAAAUUAAACUUGAGAAAUACGUACUUUAAAAUGAGACCUCAAACUUUGGAUGCAUGCAAGCAUCCAGUUUAUAAACACCUGGUGUACGUUCUUGCAUUUUAUCAUGCAGUGGUGCAAGAAAGAAGAAAAUACGGCAAGAUUGGUUGGAAUAUAAAUUACGAUUUCAAUGAAUCUGACUUUAAUGUCAGUGCUAUGAUCCUUGAUACGUACUUGACAAAAGCUUUAGCUAUUGACCCAACCAGAAUUCCUUGGAAAAGUCUUAAAUACUUGGUGGGAGAGGUAAUGUACGGUGGUCGAGUGAUCGAUGGAUAUGAUAGGCGCGUUUCGCAAACAUACAUGGAAGAAUACUUUGGAGAUUUCCUAUUUGAUAGCUUUCAACCUUUUCACUUUUAUCACGAUGAUAAGGUCGACUAUGUGAUUCCACCAGAAGGUGAUCGUGAUUUUUAUAUAGAAUUCAUUGAGGGAUUGCCACUCGUAAACUCACCAGAAGUUUUUGGACUUCAUCCGAAUGCUGAAAUCGGAUAUUACACACAAGCUACUAAGGAAAUGUGGAUGAAUUUGAUAGAACUUCAGCCCCAAACAGUAAGGUUAAAGGAAGUGGUUGUUACUGGAAUAAGCAGAGAUGAAUUUAUCGACAAUGUGGCAAAAGAAAUUCUAACAAAAAUUCCUUCACCUUAUGACAUGAUAAAAGUUAAGAGAAACUUUGGUCUAAAUGUGACUCCCACUGCAAUUGUACUCUUUCAAGAACUAGAAAGAUUCAAUAAUUUAAUCAACAGAUUGACAACGACACUAACUCAAUUAAGAAAGGCCAUUGCUGGUGAGAUAGGAAUGGAUGCAGUACUCGACGAAAUUUCACUUUCUCUCUACAAUGGAGCACUGCCUAAAGAAUGGUCAAAAUUAGCCCCAGCCACCAGGAAAAAUCUAGCAGGAUGGAUGGAUCAUUUCGAAAGACGAAUCGCCCAAUAUACUAAUUGGGCCGGUUCUAACGAACCGGUAGUAAUUUGGCUAUCUGGACUACAUAUACCAGAAACUUAUUUAGCGGCCCUGGUGCAAAUGGCAUGUCGAAAAAAUAAUUGGCCCUUGGAUCGUUCUCGCACUUACACAGCAGUUUCGAAAUAUGCAAAAGCUGAUGAAGUCGAAGAAAAACCUGAUCAGGGCUGCUACGUACGAGGGUUGUACUUGGAAGGUGCACAGUGGGAUAUGAAAAAUCACUGCUUAAAGAGAUCUCAUCCGAAAGUACUGAUAGAAGAACUACCAAUAUUGACAGUGAUUCCAAUUGAAGCUCACAGAGUAAAGCUUCAGAAUACCAUAAAAACUCCAGUAUACACGACUUCAGAUCGACGCAAUGCCAUGGGUGUUGGUUUGGUUUUUGAAGCAAAUCUUCGUACAGAGAUCCAUAAAUCACACUGGAUUCUUCAAGGACUCAGUCUUGUGAUGAACACCGACUGAAUCUUAGUAUCAGAUUAUAAUCAGUAUCUUCAAUUCAUUCCUAUUGUAAUAAACUUUAUUUUAAAUAUCGAAGCUUAU